Messenger RNA from Penicillium lagena, 2514 nucleotides. Its product is annotated as MINDY family deubiquitinase. Gene Ontology annotation, biological process: protein K48-linked deubiquitination. Gene Ontology annotation, cellular component: cytosol; cell periphery. NCBI's taxonomy places the organism in Eukaryota, Fungi, Ascomycota, Eurotiomycetes, Eurotiales, Aspergillaceae. The coding region runs from base 1 to 2514 and encodes 837 amino acids. Gene Ontology annotation, molecular function: K48-linked deubiquitinase activity; cysteine-type deubiquitinase activity; cysteine-type carboxypeptidase activity. The record is from RefSeq and is a predicted model, not a curated record. The transcript has 3 exons.
AUGGUGCUGCGCAAAUCGCCCCCACCACGCCUUGAGAACAUCUCCAACAAGUGGGCUGCGCGGUCCGAGUCUCGCUCGACCACGUCCCCCGCGAGCUCUCUUCCCUCGCCUGGACAGCGUGCUCGCCUGAAUCGCAUCCCCUCCCAGGACUCAAUAUACUCCCCCGACCUCAAUACAUCACCCGCGUUCGACCUCAUGCCGCUCGAAGAGGCACAAAAGUCCCCGGUCGGGUCCCCCACCAGCUACCGCCAGAGCCCCUGGCCAGAUGACAUUCAGGAUCGAACGGCUCAGGAUCGCCCAAGAUCCACGCAGGAAGAAACAACUUCGGAUGGUAGCGGCCACUUGGUUCCAGCCGUUCUGCGGACAGGUCCACAACCAGGACCGGCAGCCGAUGGAUGGCGCGGAUCAACUCCGGAUACCUUCAACGGGGUGUCUCCCAUGCAGUUGCAGUCGAAUAACCCGUUCCUGAAGCCGCGGACGUCGCGGCCCAGCCAGGACAUGAGCGAGGAGAGCCAGCGUGAUUCGCAUACCACGUCUAGUAGUGGGCCGCUCAGCCAAUCGGAAGGCUAUAUUCCCAUGACCGCACGACUGUCUCUUUGGGACAAGCACGGGCAAGAGCCAUGGGCUGAACGUCAAGCUUCCUCUGUGCAAGACCCUGUAUUUCCUGGCGACCAUCAGCACGAUCCGGACAGCCAACUUCCGGCUCAACCGGUCAGACAGCACUCGGACCCCCAGUCGAUUUACUUUCAAGGGGAAAAAACAAACCCAUAUACCCCCUCUGUUGUUGUGACCCCCGACCCAUCCAAUAGAGACCCAUUCGAUGUGCAGCAAACCCAACACCCGCACACUCCAAGCAAACUCACCUUAGAGGCCGGAAUCCAUACCCCGUCGGCCACGAUCUCCAGUGCAAACACGGCAACCACGGCAACCUCUCACGAACUCAUCGAUUUCGAUGACACGGAUCACUUGGGCGUCGAAACAGAGUCUUAUUGUGCUCCAUCGUCUGUGUACUCGUUCGAGGGCGGCGACGGGGCCAAGAAAAGGGAGCUUAUGGACACCCCGGAGCUAGAACGGGCCUCGUAUUUCUCCAAGGUUAAUACGGAGUUGCAAAAGUUGUCGGCGCAAAGGACGAGUAUCUCUGCUGCAGAGACCGCGCGACAGAAAGAGCAAAGGUCCGAGACCUAUGCUAUUCGACAUGUCAACUGGACAGACCAGACGGGCCAACUGCAGGAAUCCUCAGUUCUUGUUCAAAACAAGAACGGGCCAUGCCCCCUGCUUGCAUUGAUCAAUGCUCUAGUACUGCGCGCCGACCCUAAGAUGCCAACACCGAUUCUCAAGGCACUGCAAUCCCGCGAGCAAAUCUCGUUGGGGCUGCUGAUCGAAGCAAUGUUCGAGGAAUUGACCAUGUGUUUGAGUCCCGAUGAGGAGUUCCCGGAUAUUGAAGCCCUAGCUCAAUUCUUGACGAUGUUGCACACCGGCAUGAAUGUCAACCCGCGUUUGACUUUGGAAUCUGCCGACUCAUUAGGCUCGUUUUUUCAAACCAGCGACCUUCGACUGUACAGUACAUUUAGGGUGCCUUUGAUCCAUGGCUGGCUUGCAUCAUGGUCUAGUCCGACGCACGAAGCCAUGUCUCGGGUCGCGCAAUAUCAUGAGGAUAUCCAGCUCUUGCCCUUCCGCAAACACGAGCUCGAGGAGCGUGUGAUGCGUGGUGAGCCUCUCACGUCAGAGGAAGAGCAGGCUAUGGCGGACAUCCAAACUAUCCUGUCAUUUGUGGACAUCGAAACCGCCACGCAGUUAAGUCCCUUCGGUCUGACUCAACUAACCACAAAAUUGGCUCCUGGCUCAGUCUCCAUCCUCUUCCGCAACGACCAUUUCUCUACUCUUUACAAGCAUCCAACGUCACAUCAACUCUACAGUCUGGUCACCGACGCAGGCUAUGCAAACCAUGCCGAGGUCGUUUGGGAAUCCCUUGUCGAUGUAACAGGCUUCAAUGCAGGGUUUCUCUCUGGCGACUUUCGUCCUGUUGGGAACGACCCUUCGGCCAUCUCCGGUCCUGCCGGUCCACGCACGUCAAGUGCUACUGCCAACCGCCCUCCUGCUACGAGUGAAGAUCCCGAGAGGAAGCUAUCCUCCCAGGAGCAAAGCGAUGCAGAUUACGCCUACGCGCUCUCUCUCCAGUUUCAGGAGGAAGAACAACGUGAGACUACCAGGAACGAUCGUCGUACCUCCAGUCAACCCUCCCCUAGCAUGAACAAUCCACCCAACCGAACAUCCAGUGCUGCCCAACCUGCCACUGGCCCUGAUCCGAAUGACCCCACUGCACCUCCUCCUUCAUACGAACAGGCGGCCAAUGGCCCGGCAUAUUCACCACCACAGCAGAGGAGAUACCAGGCUACACCGACGAAUCGAAACCGGCACUCGCAGGGCCACCACCCCCGCCGAUCACCCGGUGCCAUUCCCGUCGGGAGUUAUGAUCGAAAUAGAGAUCGGAACAAAGAUUGCAUCGUUAUGUGA